AUGGAUUGCCAUAGCGUGGUGUCAGUUUGCAGGUCCAGCACCCUGGACGUGAUCCAUUCGUCCACCUGGCGGCACUGUUUUCGCCACGUCCUGGGGCGGCCGCUGGAGAACCAUGGCAUGUUGGGGGCUGGAGGCACGGGGCCGUCCGCUUCGUCCUCGCGCUCCGUACGCAACGGCGUCUUCCGCCGACUCCUGAGUCGUUUCUAUGCAGGUGACUUUAUGGCAGACUACGAUGCGUUUUUCUUUAUGGAGAUCGACGCCGUCCCGGUUCGAGCUUGGUGGAUCGAGCAGUUGCUCCUCGAGACGGUCGAGACGAAAACGGCCACGGCCAGCGCCAUUCGUGGCAGCGGCUACAGAGGAGAUCUCUUCGAGGACGGACCUUUUAAUGGCGCCGAGAGGUUGGAGAUUCGGUACGUCAAUGGUAAUGCCAUCUACAAUUUGCGUCAUCCCUGGCUGAGAUGGUUGCAUUCCCAGCUGGAGAAAGAAGCAUCAGAAGUAGACUCUUGGCCGCAGCGUUGCCAUAGGCUACGCAGCCUUCGGAUCAUUCAGGCACUGGCAUCCAUAGACUUCGACGUGAGGAUAGGCUCGUCCAGCUUCAGGGACAUCUAUUCUGCGUUGGUGGCUCCGGGCGAGGAGCCGUAUCGAAGUGACUCCAGGUUGAUAGGAAGUUUUGGCAAUGCCUUGCUGAAUCAGAGCUUCGAGAGCAAUGUCUAUGUGCGACAAGUUUCCGUCAACAACAUCCUUUACAACUUGGAGGAUCGCCUGACCUUGAGCAUCGCUGCGUAUGGGGACGAGUACCAGGAGCUGUAUGCCAGCGUUCAAGCGACUCAUCCUUUCAGGAGCAUGCUGGUCAUGUCUUAUGGCCACACCCCGGUGCGACCGGAUGCUUCUUCGGAGUUGAUCCUCACAGCCAACGGGGCCACAGAGGUUCAGUUCCGAAGCGCUUUGAACAAAAACCGGAGGCAUUUAGCUGUUUGCGACAUGGCCUCCGUGAUCACCACGAAAUACUUCGCAGCGGCCUCAAUGGAGAACUUCGGAUGA
Messenger RNA from Cladocopium goreaui, 1041 nucleotides. The record is from the annotation of a GenBank genome assembly. NCBI's taxonomy places the organism in Eukaryota, Dinophyceae, Suessiales, Symbiodiniaceae.